Molecule: messenger RNA, 4021 nt
Organism: Astyanax mexicanus (Mexican tetra)
Lineage: Eukaryota; Metazoa; Chordata; Actinopteri; Characiformes; Acestrorhamphidae
Gene: wnt10b
Product: wingless-type MMTV integration site family, member 10b
Exons: 4
Coding region: 118-1401 (427 amino acids)
Biological process (GO): cell fate commitment; neuron differentiation; multicellular organism development
Cellular component (GO): extracellular region
Molecular function (GO): frizzled binding; cytokine activity
Source: RefSeq, a predicted model, not a curated record
CCUCUCUCUCCUCCGAGCCGCGAGCGCCGUGCACUCGGUCCGUCCUCAUCCAGCGCGCGCGCACAAAAUCCAAAAACACCCAGUUUUAAUGUCGAGUCGCGCAAAACGCUUUUCGAGAUGGAAACGUCGCGCAAACGUCGCCCGGGACGAGUCCUGAUUCUAGCAGCAGCACUUCUGUCACCUGCCCUCACGGUGUUGUGUAAUGACAUCCUCGGUCUAAAGGUGGCAGGAGAGCCAGUUCUGACCCCCAACGCUGUGUGUUUAAAGCUUGCAGGCCUUUCUAAAAGGCAAAUGCGGCUAUGUGUGCGCAGCCCCGAUGUCACAGCAUCAGCCCUGCAGGGCAUUCAAGUGGCCAUUCAUGAAUGCCAGCACCAGCUCAGAGACCAGCGCUGGAACUGCUCCACACUGGAGAACCAUGGCAAAGUGCCGCACCAGAGCGCCAUACUCAACAGGGGUUUCAGAGAAAGUGCCUUCUCCCUGGCUCUGCUGGCUGCUGGUGUGGCUCACUCUGUGGCCUCCGCCUGCAGCAUGGGCAAGCUGCGAGGCUGUGGCUGCGAAGCUAAACGUCGUUUGGAUGACGACAAAAUCCGAGUGAAGCUCGGCCAGCUGCAGCUGCAGACUCUGCAGAAGAGCGGGGUGAGCAUUGUGGGAGCCGGCGGGCGCAUGCCUGAGAUCAGCCCAAACCACAGUGGCCUGCCCGCUUACCUACGCUCUGCUCACCCUGCCACCCUCCUCAAACCCCUGCCUGAGGGCGUGACCUCCCUGCAGGAGACGUGGGAGUGGGGAGGGUGUAAUCACGAUGCCCGCUUUGGAGUCCGCUUCUCCAGAGACUGGCUGGACUCCAGAGGAUCUUCCCGGGACAUACACGCCCGAAUGAAGAUGCACAACAACAGAGUUGGCAGGCAGAUAGUGACUGACAACAUGAAGCGGAAGUGCAAGUGCCACGGCACCUCCGGCAGCUGCCAGUUUAAGACGUGCUGGUACGUUUCCCCUGAGUUCCGGCUGGUGGGCUCCCUGCUGCGGCAGAAGUUCCUGUCCGCUGUCUUCAUCAACUCCCAGAACAAGAACAGCGGCGUGUUUAACCCGCGGGUACUGUCUGGGCAGGAGGGGGCGGAGCCUGCCAGGGCCCGGCGCCGCAGCCUCUCCAGGGAGCUGGUUUACUUUGAGAAAUCGCCGGACUUCUGCGAACGCGAGCCGUCCGUGGACUCACCGGGGACUCAGGGCCGCAUUUGCAACAAGAGCAGCCCGGCCAUGGACGGCUGUGGCUCGCUGUGCUGCGGCCGCGGACACAACAUCCUAAAGCAGACCAGAAGCGAGCGCUGCCACUGCCGCUUCCACUGGUGCUGCUAUGUGCUGUGUGAUGAGUGCAGGGUCACCGAGUGGGUCAACGUGUGCAAGUGAGCGGCCCAAGACUUUUCUCGGGCCAGAAACUCUUCAGGGGAUAAUCAGGGGGCAAGAGACAUUAGCCAGAACCUCUCACGCCAAGAGUGCGAGUGUUAGGCUUCCAGUCUUACUCUUCCGCAGCUUCGGCCCAGCCACUUCUCCAAUCGGCCCCCUCAUCUGGGACGCAUUUGCUUUGUGUGGCGGUUGUUAUUCUCCCAAUGCCAAGUCAGAGAUUGAGGAGAGGAGUGACUCAUGUCAUUUGUCUUUGUUUCCCCUGUUUGGACUCUUCAGCCAUGAAAAUGCCCCGAACGCCAUCUGUGUUCUUCACAAUAACAAGGCGCAACAGCAGGAACGUAUUAUUGUCGAAAAAGCAAAGGCACUGCCACCACAUACAGUUCUGUGUGUACAUUUGAAAAUGUGCGCUUAAUGAAGCCGUGGCAAAUCUUUUGCGAGUUUUUCUCUACUCUUUUAGAUGUCAAAACCGAUGCCAUAAGCCGGGCCGUUUUGUAGGGAAUGGAGGGAAACUGAAACAGAGGACAGAGGAUGUGCCUUUGCCCGUUGGUUGGAGUUAAUGUAAACCAGACCGUUUGUGAAUGUGAAUAUAGUGCGCUGGCUUUUCGAACCUGUACAGACGAGGACCACAGCGGAGGAAAGAAAAAAAAACAAAGACUGGAGAAAGACUGGAGAAUACUUCUGCCUCCCUCAAGUCCUUUCACCAAUCUGAUUCGAAGCAGUCACGUUUGAUCUCACUUGGAAUCCACUGUACUGCAUUUUAAGACGAAACUGUUAAAAAAAAACUGUUCAAAAAACAGCAAUGAAGGAAUGACGUGGACUCACUCAUGGACCUUUUAAAAUCUGAAUGAAACUGUUUUUACAUUUAGUAAAUUGAAGUAAUGAUAAUCAAUUUACAUGACACUGAGACUGAGAUAUGUAUUUUUUUUUUCAUUUUUAUUUGUAUAAAUGUAUGUUGUUUAGUGAAACAAAUGAAAUAUAAUGUUAUAGAAAUUCUCUUUUCGAGAGAUUUGUUUGUGCCAGACCGUCCAUGAAAUCAGUCUGCAGGACACCCUUUUUCCAGAAGCUUUGCUAGUCUGUUUACAGUGGCUUUAGAACAAAGCAAGUGUCUGGAGUGGUAAGAUGAGGGAUAAACUGGGGAAUGAAUGUAAGUACCCUGCGGAAAGUGCCUGGAAGAGAGGCAGGCUGGAUGCAGUUUCCUAUGAGACAGAUUUUACAAGAGAGGAUGGAAUUGCGGAAAGGAGUGAUACCAGUCUUAGUGGGAUCAGCUGUACAAAGUUGACAGCCAGUUUGAGACGACCCCGCGCGCUGCCGAGGACAGUUUGUCCUUGUCUGCGCAUCUGCCACUGAAGAAGGCUCGACUGAUGUGUGCUAACUCGACACAGACGCGGCUAAUGUUGACUGUGCCGGGGAGAUUACUGAAGAAAUGUAAUCUGUUACUGAUGAAAAAUUACUAGACUAAAAGUGCAGCCAGUAAAGCAAUCUUCUAAAUUACAUAAAGUGUGUAAAAUUACUGAUCCUAGACAUAUUUUAUAUAUAUUUUUUUAUUAUUACAUAAAAAUAUAUUUCUUUCUCACAAUUAAGUCAUCAUUACAGAUACCAUCAUUGUUCACAGCUAUUGUGCACCACAAAUAAUAGAAACAUUCAGUAAAUUAAGGUUUGGUAGGCUGUGUCCAGCCAAAAUCUGGAUUUCUAGAUUGUUGGAAUAUCUAGAUUGUAUCCAGAUUCAGUUUAUAGUCUGAACAGCAAAAAAAACACAAGAAAUCAGAUUUCUUUUGCAAAAAUCUGAUCCAAACCACAUUUGCAUGUGGUUUGAAAUGCAAUUACAAUUGGAUUUGUACAGUUUAAUCUUAGUCUAGACACACUGGCUGCUCAAAUCGGUUUUAGAAAUGUCUUCUCUUUGACCUACAAUGGGAUAAAUACACCAAUAAUAUGAAAUCCAAAGUGUUGGAAAUGCAGCAAUCCAACAGUGUGAAUACAUGGAUCCAGAUACAAUCUAUUUGACAGAUACAGUCAAAUACAGUCUAUAUUUUUACAGCAGGAAUCCAUGUACUGUAGAUAGCUUUGUGAAAUCUGAUCUAAUAUCUAAUAUCUUUAUCACAGUGUAAACAGUCAUUCCGACAGAUGUGAUUUGAGAAGCAAAGCUGAUUUCCCUGCAGUCUGAACACAGACAUAGACCUUUUAAAAAGUCUAAAUAAAAGACAAAAACAAAUCUACUUUUAAUCUACAUACUCAGGAAUAUGAAAAUCAAAAACUAAGCAUUUUAACAGAUGGUUAGAGUGUGAUAUGGUGGUACAGGUACUAAAAACAGAAGAGAGGUCCCAGCACAAAGAUAAAGAUUUAUUAUUGCAGUAAUAAGCAGUUUAAUAUUGCACUGCAAUAGAUUUUGAUUUGGCUUUUAUAACAAAAGCAAAAAUGAAAAUGUGUUUAAAUUUGAUUGAUUGGCAGGGGAAAUGCAAAUGCCCUGCCUUAAAAGUAUUAUGUGUAGGGGGUUCUGUACUUUUUAAAAUAAACUUUAAAUACUCAGGUUAAGUACAAACCUUGCAGAUUAAUCCCAAAAAUCACAGGUACUUAAAGAUGAUCUUUUAUCUCUGUCUAAAAAAAUAUAAUAAACAUAUAAAUUGGA